AUGGAAAGCUGUGCAGAUCGAUAUGUCCACUACCUCGCAGAGCAGUUAACGCCUAUUGCCAUGAACACUGAAGAGAUCCGAGAACACUCGAAAACUGAUCCCGAAUUGAUUCAAGUUCGACAAUGCAUCGAGAACAACCAAGCCCAUAAGCUUCCACCACAAUACAAACCCCUUGAGCAAGAAUUGAGCAUCGCAGACAAUAUCAUACUACGUGGCAAUCGAAUUAUCCUGCCAACAAAAUUGCGAAGCAAAGCAAUCAAAUUAGCACACGAGGAUCAUGCGG
This is a messenger RNA of Paramuricea clavata, 283 nucleotides long. The record is from the annotation of a GenBank genome assembly. Lineage: Eukaryota; Metazoa; Cnidaria; Anthozoa; Malacalcyonacea; Plexauridae.